This is a messenger RNA of Gadus morhua (Atlantic cod), 7578 nucleotides long. RefSeq names its product pleckstrin homology domain-containing family G member 1. Bases 715 to 5616 code for a protein of 1633 amino acids. The transcript is spliced from 17 exons. Lineage: Eukaryota; Metazoa; Chordata; Actinopteri; Gadiformes; Gadidae. Gene Ontology annotation, molecular function: guanyl-nucleotide exchange factor activity; small GTPase binding. The record is from RefSeq and is a predicted model, not a curated record. Gene Ontology annotation, biological process: intracellular signal transduction.
UGUGUGUGUGUGUGUGUGUGUGUGUGUGUGUGUGUGUGUGUGUGUGUGUGUGUGUGUGUGUGCAUAUUUGACAAAAUGUGAUGGGAUGAGAGAAGGCAGUAAGGUAGUGUUGUUGCAGUAAUUGGUCAGGAAGUUGGCUGCUUAGGACCUGCGUCUUUCGCUCGCUAUCCCUCUCUAUCACACACUGCCUCCCUCCCUCCCUUCCUCCCUCCCUCUCUCCCAGUGGGCAGUGUGUUCCAUUGCCUUCCGUUUCCAUCUGUUCUCUCUCUCUCUCUCUCUCUCUCUCUGUCUCUUGCUGUCUCUCUCUCGCACUCUCACUGUCUCUCUCGCUCUCUCUCCAAUCACUCUCCAAUCUCUGUGUGAACUGACCUCAAUGAGGUGUGGACUGCGGAACCAGUUGUCCUGAUUCCAGCCCAGAACUACAAUCUGAUGUUCUCCGAGCGUUGUCCUCGCAUGGUUCUCAUCGUGUAUGAGAAAACGAAACGUUUCUUUUGUUUGAUUUUCUCUCCAAAUACUUUGGACAUGGGACUAACUGGUGAAAGGAUACUGGGGUACCAGCGUCUGACAGCAGGCUAGUCCCAGGCUCUCUGUGAUGACUACAACUACCCGGCUGAUGCGCUGCCUCCGCUCCCAGAGAUCCCUCCGGUCUGUGGCGCGGCGCUGACCUACCCCGUCUCCCGCCACGUGCCGCUGCGCUACUGCUCCGCCCACAGCAUGGACUCGUCCCCGGACAGCGCCGAGCGGCCCAUCAGCUACAGCUCCACGUCCUCGUCGGCCUCGUCGCGGGACAGCCACUGCUCGUUGAUCGGGCGCACGGUGGCGCUGGGGCCCUGCCCCCCCGCGCCCGUCGACCGGGACUCCGGAGCCAUCCGGCUCGAGCUGGUCCCGGCCCGCCAGCUGGGGCGCCGGGACGCCGAGGGGGAGGGAGAGCGGGCCCACAGAGAGGCCGGGGACGGCGGCGGCGGCGGCAGCAUCGGCGUGACGGGGAAACAUGACACUAGGGGAGGGCAGACCUCCACCGGUCACUCAGAGCCAGAGCUCAGCCCGGACGUAGCGGAGCGGGGCGGUCCCGGCACACAGGGGCCGAGGACCUACGUGGACCGGGUGGUGCAGGAGAUCCUGGACACGGAGCGCACCUACGUGCAGGACCUGCGCAGCAUCGUGCAGGACUACCUGGAGUGUAUCAGUAACCAGUCUCGCCUGGCUUUGAACGCUGAGAAUAAAGGUUCUCUGUUUGGAAACAUCCAGGACAUCUACCACUUUAACAGGGACCUUCUUCAUGACCUUGAAAGGUGUAACACAGACCCUGUGGCCAUUGCUGAAUGCUUUGUGGCAAAGAGUGAAGAAUUCCAUAUCUACACCCAGUACUGCACCAACUACCCACGGUCCGUGGCCGUGCUCACCGAGUGCAUGAGGAACAAGGUGUUGGCCAAGUUUUUCCGCGAGCGGCAGGAAUCUCUGCGACACGCCCUGCCUCUGGGCUCCUAUCUGCUGAAGCCAGUGCAGAGGAUCCUCAAGUACCACCUACUGCUGCACGAGAUAGCCAACCACAUGGAGAAGGACACGGAGACCUACGAGGUGGUGCAGGAGGCCAUAGACACCAUGCAGAGAGUGGCGUGGCACAUCAACGACAUGAAGAGGAAGCACGAGCACGCCGUGAGGCUGCAGGAGAUCCAGAGCCUGCUGACCAACUGGAAGGGCCCUGAUCUGAUUGGCUAUGGGGAGCUGGUCCUGGAGGGCACCUUCCGGCUGCAGCGAGCCAAGAACGAGAGGACCCUGUUCCUGUUCGACAAGCUACUCCUGGUCACCAAGAAGAGGGAGGAGAUGUACACAUACAAGGCUCACAUCCUGUGCUGUAACCUGAUGCUGGUGGAGAUCAUUCCCAAGGAGCCGCUGAGCUUCAGUGUGUUCCACUACAAGAACCCCAAACUCCAACACACAGUGCAGGCCAAGUCCCAGCAGGACAAACGCAUGUGGAUCCUGCACCUGAAGAGGCUCAUAUUGGAGAACCAUCCGGCCAAGAUCCCAGCCAAGGCCAAGCAAGCCAUUCUGGAGAUGGAUGCUAUGCACCACCCAGGGUUUCACUUCAGCCCGGACGGGGAGAAGAAGGCCUCGCCUCAGACCCGGGACGGCCCCUCCCCCCGACGGGCCCGGCGGAAGGAGCCUCUGUCUAAGGUAACGAAGAACGGAAAGCAGAGCGGCCCCAACACCGAGGGCCAGAAGCGGACCAGUCUAGGAGCCACCCUGCUCUCCCCGGUGUCCCAGCUGGCCCUGGGCACGAUUGGACGCAGCCGCAGCCUCAUCAACCAAUCCCAAGAGUCCCUGGACCCAUGUGACCACUACGAACACAGCGACAGAGAGGAAGGGGAGGAGCCUCACCAGCAGGACGCUGACGACGAGGAUGACAGUGGCCUGGGCGGCGCGAAGAGGCUGCGGGUCCCUGGAAAGAGCAGCAGGAAGAGGCUGAACCCUCAGGCCUCUGUGGACAGCAUAGACCAGUGGAAGUCCUUCAACAUGAGUCCCUCAGACCUACAGAGGGCCCGGGACUGUCUGGUCCGAGAGGGCAGCCACCACCCGCCCCUCCUCCGGACGCCCAACGUGAGCGAGGAGCCCGCCGAGUCCCCUGCCCCGGCGCAGACGGCCCCGGGAGACCAGCACCAGGUGCGCAACAUCUGGGCGGACCACCGCGCCCGCCGGGCCAUGUUCCCCACCCGCCAGCGCACCAUGCAGCCCGACGACGACGAGGACAUCUACCAGAUGUUCGUGCCCACGGAGGCCGGCGGGCCCGAGCCCGAGACCCCCCCGGCGGCAGGCCCUGAGGCGCCCUCGUCCCCUCGGCCCUGCAGCUGGCACGUGGAGCAGGUGCCCACGGUGCAGGUGGUCCCCCCGCCGGGCAGCCCCGGGCGGCUGCUUCGCCGGGCCAGCAGCGCGGGGGAGAAGGGCAGCGAGCCGAGGCCCCCCGGGACGCCCACGGAGGGGGCCCUCCACACCGAGUCGUCCAGCAAUGACAUCUCGGGGUCGUCUUCGGCCGAGCAGCUGACCACGGACGACAUCGACAACGUCUACGACAACAUCAGCUAUGAGGACCUGAAGAGCAUGGGGCUGGUCCGAAGGGACGAGGAGGGGCGCCCCUCUCGGAGAGACUUGUCUGUAGACAAAUGGGCCUCCAGCAGUGCCACGGGCACUCCGGCAACACCUGGAACACUGCCGGCAACACCUGGAACACUGCCCGCAACACCUGGAACACUGCCGGCAACACCUGGAACACUGCCCGUAACACCUGGAACGCUGCCUGCAACACCUGGAACGCUGCCUGCAACACCUCAAACACUGCCCGCAACACCUGGAAUGCUGCCUGCAACACCUGGAACACUGCCCGCAACACCUCAAACACUGCCCGCAACACCUGGAACAAUACCAAGCAAAUCUGGGACACAUGGCGCUCAAGAUGGUGUUGCUUGUAGUCCGAGGGCCGCAGAGUCUUUAAAGGAACCUGGCAGACCCUCAGAGAGCAACAGCUCCCAGGACGGGAAGCCCUGCGAGCUGAAGAUAGUGGAGGAGGAAAACAUCUACGACACCCUCUGCUUCAGGGAGCCCCCCAGAGCAGAGCUCCGGGGCAGCGCUGAGCGGCUCAUGCAGCAGGAACAGCAGGGGGGGGACGCUCUGUUGGCCUCUGAGCCAGAGUUCAGCGACGGCCUGGGGGGUUUUGUGUCCGAGGAGAGCCUCCAUUUCGGGGAAGAUGAGGGACUGUGCGCCUCUGGCGCGAUGCGGUGCUCCUCUGAGCCGGACUACUCCUCCUCGUCUGCGUCCGAGUGCUUCGUCCAGCACUCGCGCACCGGCGACAAGAUGUCAGAGAGGGUGGACGAGAUCUGGAACGACCUGGAGAACUACAUCAAGGUCAACGAGAAGAAGGCGGACAGACUGCCGGCCGCCUUCCCGGUGGGCUCGGGGGAGGCCCCCAGGUGGCCCUCCUCGGCCAAGAGCAGCCCCACCAGGACCGCCCCAGCCUCCAGCGGCGUGGUCACACAGAGCGGCUCUGCCACCAAGAGCCCCCCAGCCCAGCACCUCGACCCCCCAGUCACCUCCACGGCGGCCACGCCCUCCUUCACCAUCCCCAUCAUCAACAUCCCCGACCCCCUCUGUGAGGACCCCUCUGAGGAGCGGGCUGAGGCAGAGGAGCGCCCCGGCCCCGCCCUCCCCGGCCCCGCCCCGCCCACCGCUCCAGAGCCCGCCCCGGGCACGGUCAAGAGCAUCCGCAGUCGCCUAGCCCGCCUGAGCAGCGGCAGCUUCCGGCUGGAGGACGACGCGCUGGUGGAGCUGCCCCCGCGGCCCGCUACCAGGGAGAGCCAGCUCCAGGACCUGCACGGCCUGUUCCCCGGGGAGCUGGCCGGCCUGGGCGCCCCGCUGGCCUCCUCCUCACUGCUGCUGGGCGAGUCGGUGGACUUCCCCCUGGACCUCAUGGACAAGACCAAGAACCGCGUGUUCCUCAUGGCCCGGCAGUACAGCCAGAAGAUCAAGAAGGCCAACCAGCUGCUGCGCAUGAGGAGCAUGGACCCGGGGGACGCGUGCGGUCGCUCCAGGGACGAGAAGAGGCAGAUGGACCUGGCCGCCAUCCUGGAGGAGAAGAAGCAGGGAGGCGCCGCCAUUGGUGCCAGGAUAGCGGAGUACUCCCACCUGUACGACCAGGUCAUGUUCCCCCCUGGGACCAGCGGCCACGCCUCCCCCUCCCGCCACCCCGGCCUGCCCUCCUCCCCCUCCAUGCCCGAGCGCUCCCUGGAGGACGACUGGCUGCACUCCACCUACAGCAACGGAGAGCUGGCCAGCUUCGUGGCCUGGCCCAACGAGAUGGCCUCCGCCCGGGCCUCCUCCACCCCCCAGCUCCGCCUCAGCCCGGCCUGCUCGGUGCCGGCCCUGAGGACCCAGCCCGGCCCCCCCGCCCUCGCCAGCCCCCAGAGGUGGAGCAGCUGCAUGUCGGCGCCCAGUGAAAAGGAGGAGGAGCACGUGUACAGCACCAUCAAGAGACACCCGCCCCCCGCCGACUCCACAAAGACCCCAGAGCACAGCCGCUGUCGCUCCACCGGCUCCCUGGGAGACCGGGACCAGGAAGAGAGGAACCUGCCGGAGCCCGGCUUAGGGGACUCUCCCCCGGCCCGACACGCGUUGGGCCCCACACGCCCCCCGCUGGGCUGGGCCGGGCGCCAGAGCAGCCUCCCGGAGCAGGGCGAGCUGCGGCGGUCCGGGCUCACCCUGCAGGACCGCCAGCAGGUGGUGGUCCUCCACCGCCAGUCGGCCCUCAGCAUCCUGGCCGCCACCCACAACUACCUGGCCAACUUCAAGGAUGACGGCGACGAUGACGACGACUACGUGGAGAUCCGCUCGGAGGACGAGUGCGAGGGGGAGCGGAGCAGCGGGGGGGAGGCACCGCAGAGCGGGGGCGGACCCGUCCAGACGCAGAGCCUGCCCUGCACGCCGGUGCGCUCCUGCCAGCCGCUGAGCUCGGUGGGGCGGGAGAACCUGGAGAGGUACCUGUGGAGCGAGCCCCAGGAGAACCAGCCUACCCUGGGCCGGGCGCUGAGGGAGAAGUUCCAGUGUCUGAGCUCCAGCAGCUUCGCCUGAGGCUGUAUCACGAGCUGUGUUACCCAACCGGCAGCACUGCGUCCCCGUCAGCUGGGCAUCCGAGCUUGUGCAGAUGCCAAGAUAAAGAGAAGGACAAAGAACAAACUAAAGUUACACUUUAAAUAGCAAUCUCUCAAAUGGUAUAUUUGCAGUUUCCUCCUAGUGCAACCCCAACGACUGCAAUAACUGCCUUCUUACCGUUGUCCUAACAUGCAGUUCAAUGAUGCCAAGAAUCUUGCGUGCGAUAGCAUGUGAGCUGCUGCUGCAUCCAUCCAGAUCUUUAUGCAUGUUUCACUGAUCUAAAUAAACAUAGCUGUUCAAGAGAUUACGCCCUAAUCUUAUAACGAAGCUAUUCAGUCUUUCUAACGCAUCAAGUGCUUCCGCUAUAGAUUGUUAUUAGUACAGCCCAACGGUAUUUUGUCCACUGCAGUCUACACAGGGUUAUAGCCAAGAAAAGUGGACUAAUUGACUGAAUGUGCAUCAUUGUAAAAACACCCCUCCAUUAUUUAUUAUUUACAUUUUAAAAGGAACUUAACUGAAGCGUUCAUGAUCUUGCUUCCUAGCAAGUAUUGAAUCUUUUCUUUUUAAAGCAAUUCUUUUAAACUACCAAUAAGGUUAUUUUAACUGUAUUUACAUUACUAGUUAACCUUAACCUGUGUAAUAUAAAUGAUCCACAAACUUGUUUUCAGUUGUUUCAUGCCUAUUAAACAAUUCUGAACAGGCAGCUUUCAUAAAUAUGCAGUUACAUAUUUGCUUAGGCUGGAUGUGUGGCAGCACUGAAAUAAAGUUUUAAUUUUUUAGGAAAAGCCAACGCAAAAGGACGGAACUAAAAACAGUUGUUUAUAAUGAGAUCCUUCGGAUUUGAAUGUCACCGGACAUCGGGCUUGUACAAAGCUUUGGUCAUUUUGAGGUUACUGCGUUUCUCCUCACCGUGUUGGCCACAUGCUUCUCAAUCAGGCCCAGAUCCAUUUGGGGUAUUGUUGAGGAGCCAUAGGACUUCAUUUGCAGUCAGUCUGCAGAAUAUAUCUUAACCAUAUGUGUCAUCCAUGGUGAUGUAGAAUGUACGUGCAUCUCACAAUCGGGUGUUAUUUAAAACCCAUUCAUUUCAAAAACCUGUGUUACACGAGGGACCAUGGAGAAACGUGUUGCACGCGAGUUGGAAUGGAAGAAAAAUGCAGUACUGUAUUUGGUGUAUUUUAUUUUGUUAUUUAGUUUACUUCAUGGGACACUCCCUACUGUCACGCUACUGGUAUUAAAUCAAACUACCCCCCCCCCCCCUUUCACUCCACUCCCCACGAGACUUCAAGUCAUCAAUGUCAGUCAACUAAAUGUCACAUCACAAUUUAGACUCACUCACUACGUAGCUUGCUUUUUGUUUUUAUUUGACCCACAAUGGUUACAACACCUACUUGAUUUCAAUGUUCAUUUGGGGAAAAGAAAACUUGAAAUCGCUUUGUAAAUGAAAGUACUAUAUAUUUAUUAAAAUGAUGGUGAAAUUUUGGUUUCAGAGCGCACACUAAAUUUGCUUCAAAUACUGUGAAUAUUUCAGUAAAGAUUCUAUUUUGCGCACUGCAUAAAUCCAGUUUCUUGAAAAAGACUGCUUUAGAUGCUUAGAAUGCAACCAAUUGCUCGUUCAUAUCACAAACCAGUUCCAUCAUAGUCCAGUAAAAUGAAGUAUAUUUCUUGUUAUGCCUUUUUGUAUUUUAUUUUCACAGGUGGUGAUUUACAGUCCUCAUUGGCUCUUUUUUGCACUUUCCUUUGUUUUUAGAUGGAUUUGUUUUUCUUGUAAACACUUUGUAAAGAUGUACAUUUUAGGAGAGUUCUUCAUGUAUGUUAUAGUUAUGCUUAAUGAGGCUUUAACGUUUUAAGUUAUGUGUACUGUAUUUUUUAACUGCCUAGCUCAAGGAAACAAUGUACUGGAGGUAAUAAAUACAUUUAAAUUAAACUACUUCAAUGUUUUGA